AAAAGGAAGGCUUUAUAAGAGCGCAGCAUAGGCAUUCUAGAGUGCUGUAGGUUGCUGUGCAUAUAGGUAUCUAAACAUGUCUGGAAGAGGAAAGACUGGCGGGAAGGCACGUGCCAAGGCUAAGACUCGCUCUUCUCGAGCUGGAUUGCAGUUCCCCGUUGGUCGUGUUCACAGACUUCUAAGGAAAGGCAAUUAUGCUGAGCGUGUAGGUGCUGGUGCUCCCGUCUAUUUGGCUGCUGUGCUCGAGUACCUGACCGCUGAAAUUCUCGAGUUAGCUGGGAAUGCUGCCCGUGACAACAAGAAAACGAGAAUCAUUCCUCGUCACCUGCAGCUGGCUGUGCGUAAUGAUGAGGAGCUCAAUAAGCUGUUGGGUGGCGUAACCAUCGCUCAGGGUGGUGUGCUGCCGAACAUCCAGGCCGUGCUUCUCCCUAAGAAGACCGAGAAACCCGUUAAGAGCAAGUAAUCUACGGCAAUACGUUUAUCAACACCAACGGCUCUUUUCAGAGCCACC
Molecule: messenger RNA, 511 nt
Organism: Polypterus senegalus (gray bichir)
Lineage: Eukaryota; Metazoa; Chordata; Cladistia; Polypteriformes; Polypteridae
Product: histone H2A-like
Exons: 1
Coding region: 77-463 (128 amino acids)
Cellular component (GO): nucleosome
Molecular function (GO): DNA binding; protein heterodimerization activity; structural constituent of chromatin
Source: RefSeq, a predicted model, not a curated record